Molecule: messenger RNA, 591 nt
Organism: Striga asiatica
Lineage: Eukaryota; Viridiplantae; Streptophyta; Magnoliopsida; Lamiales; Orobanchaceae
Source: the annotation of a GenBank genome assembly
AUGGUCUGGUUGGCAGCCGAGAAGGUAUACCCCGGUCGAAGGUUCGAUCAGUAUGCAAUACUAGGAGAUGAUGUUGUCAUCACCGAUACCCGAGUAGCACAGGCCUACGCCUAUAUUCUAGAUGAGUUGGGGGUUGUAUGGACCAAGCGAUUCUUGGUCGGGUCGGUGGAUUUCUCCCCUGUGUCCAUGCGUUGUCUCCAGAAUGACUACCACCCUAAUGGACUAUUUAUCAUUCACAAGGAGAGCAAAGUGAGUCUCGACGUCAAGGAGAGGAAAGGUGUAAUUGAGAAAAGGUUUAGUACCUUUUGUAGGGUAGGUGGUAUGGGGUACAAGACGCUUUCUAGGUUGAACACAUCCUCUUCCAAAACUGUGCUAAGGAGGAGGGCUAUGUGGAACCGUUUUGUCUUACCACUUGAAUUGUGGUUGGGCAGAGGUGAACCUCUAAAUCCCUACUAUAUAGGAUAUCUUAUUGAGAAGGGGGUCCUAUCNGCGCCAGUCGUCAUGACCAACUGGAACUGUGAGCGCAAAGAUGAAGUGAAGAAAGUUCUGAAUAGAAGGGAUAAGAAGUACGGGAAAGAGUUCAUUCUUUGA